Equus quagga is the source of this 2911-nucleotide messenger RNA. It is a transcript of the gene BRF1, whose product is annotated as BRF1 RNA polymerase III transcription initiation factor subunit. Bases 169 to 1857 code for a protein of 562 amino acids. The record is from RefSeq and is a predicted model, not a curated record. Gene Ontology annotation, biological process: DNA-templated transcription initiation; transcription preinitiation complex assembly; transcription by RNA polymerase III. The transcript is spliced from 17 exons. Gene Ontology annotation, molecular function: RNA polymerase III type 3 promoter sequence-specific DNA binding; TBP-class protein binding; RNA polymerase III general transcription initiation factor activity. Gene Ontology annotation, cellular component: transcription preinitiation complex; transcription factor TFIIIB complex; nucleus. NCBI's taxonomy places the organism in Eukaryota, Metazoa, Chordata, Mammalia, Perissodactyla, Equidae.
UUUCUAGGUGCUGGCAAAACCCCAACCCUGGGUGGCGGCUUCCACGUGAACCUGGGAAAGGAGUCGAGAGCACAGACCCUGCAGAACGGGAGGCGUCAGAUCCAUCACCUGGGGAACCAGCUGCAGCUGAACCAACACUGCCUGGACACAGCCUUCAACUUCUUCAAGAUGGCCGUGAGCAAGCACCUGACCCGCGGCCGGAAAAUGGCCCACGUGAUCGCGGCCUGCCUCUACCUAGUGUGCCGGACGGAAGGCACACCGCACAUGCUCCUCGACCUCAGCGACCUGCUCCAGGUGAACGUUUAUGUGCUGGGGAAGACGUUCCUUCUCUUGGCGAGAGAGCUCUGCAUCAACGCGCCAGCCAUAGACCCCUGCCUGUACAUCCCGCGCUUCGCCCACCUGCUGGAGUUUGGCGAGAAGAACCAUGAGGUGUCCAUGACGGCCCUGCGGCUCCUGCAGCGGAUGAAGAGGGACUGGAUGCACACAGGCCGGCGCCCCUCGGGCCUUUGCGGGGCAGCACUUCUAGUGGCAGCCAGGAUGCACGACUUCCGGAGAACUGUCAAAGAGGUCAUCAGUGUGGUCAAGGUCUGCGAGUCCACGCUGCGGAAAAGGCUCACGGAAUUUGAGGACACUCCCACCAGCCAGCUGACGGUGGACGAAUUUAUGAAGAUCGACUUGGAGGAGGAGUGCGACCCCCCUUCGUACACGGCUGGGCAGAGGAAGCUACGAAUGAAGGAGCUUGAACAAGUCCUGUCAAAACAACUGGAGGAAGUUGAAGGGGAAAUAUCCAGCUACCAGGAUGCAAUUGAGAUUGAACUAGAGAACAGCCGGCCGAAGGCCAAGGGGGCCCUAGCCAGCCUGACGAAAGACGGCUCCGUUGAGGACACUGCAUCCAGCUUAUUUGGUGAGGAGGAUGCGGAGGACGAGGAGCUGGAGGCCGCUGCCAGCCACCUGAACAAGGACUUUUACCGGGAGCUCCUCGGCAGCGGCAACCCUGGCAGCUCAGAGGCGGGAGGAAGCCCCGAGGCGGGUAGCCGGCCUCCUGCCCUGGAGUCCCUGCUGGGCCCAUUGCCCACGGCGGCCAGCCUGGGCAUCUCAGACUCCAUCCGAGAGUGCAUCUCUUCCCAGAGCCGUGACCCCAAAGAUGCUUCUGGGGAUGGCGAACUGGACCUCAGCGGCAUUGAUGACCUGGAGAUCGACAGGUAUAUCCUGAAUGAGGCAGAAGCCCGUGUGAAGGCCGAGCUAUGGAUGCGCGAGAACGCUGAGUACCUGCGCGAGCAGAGGGAAAAAGAAGCAAGAAUAGCAAAGGAGAAGGAGCUCGGCAUCUACAAGGAGCACAAGCCCAAGAAGUCUUGCAAACGGCGGGAACCAAUCCAGGCCAGCACGGCCGGGGAGGCCAUCGAGAAGAUGCUGGAGCAGAAGAAAAUCUCCAGCAAGAUCAACUACAGUGUGCUACGGGACCUCAACAGCAAGGGCGGGGGCCUGCAGAGGGAGGACGUGCGGCCGGAGGACAGGGCCAGUGCCAGGAAACUGUCACGGAGGAAAACGCCGGCCAGCAGGAGCGGGGCUGACCCCGUGGCCAGCGUGGGGAAAAGGUUGAGGCCAAUGGUGUCAACACAGCCAGCUAAGAAGGUGGCUGUGGGAGAGGCCUUGCUCCCGAGCUCCCCUCUUGCGGGAGCUGAGCCUGCCAGGCCUGCGGUGGUCGUGGUAGAGAGCGGACCUGUGUCCUACCACCCCGAGGAGGAGCCUGAGGAGGAGGACCCUGACGAGGAGGACGGGGAGCCGUGCGUCAGCGCCCUGCAGAUGAUGGGCGGCAACGAUUAUGGCUGUGAUGGUGAUGAUGACGAUGGCUACUGAGCUGUGACCUCGCAGCCAGGUGACGUCCUGGUGGGACACCCUGCCGGUGCCUCAGGAGGGAUCCAGCAGCACCUCUAGGCUGGGCCCGUGGGCGCGAGUGCUGAGACUCUUGGUGACCAGACGGGCAUUGCUCUCUGGUCCACAGCCCUCAUCCGUGGCCAUACGUGGCCUCCGUGGCACUUGCUGUUGGGACCACGUUUUGAGCAGUGUCAGGAGUGUUUCUGCCCAGCGAAGGGGCUGGACCGACAGUCUGCGUGUCAGGUCAGAUGCAGGUCUCACAGUGCCAGAACUCUCACAGGCAGGCUCUGUGGUGUUUCCAUGUAAGGAAACAGGCCUAGUGCUUGUCCCAGGCGAGUGGAGGACCAGGCAGCCCAGGGCCCCUCUCUGCCCCUUGUGGAGCCAGUGCCCUGCACCCUGCCCUUGAGAAGCACUUUGCGUCCAGCCCCUCCCUCUGCUGGUCCAGCCAGACCUCCAGCCUCCCUUCUGCCCCCUGGGCGCUGGAGUCCACAGGCUGCCUGGCCCCAGUCUGGCCCACCAGUGACUUGAGUUGGUUCAGCAUCACUCAGCAGUCUCACGACCAGCUGGCUCUUCUGUGCCCGUGCGCACAGCUGUGCUGGGCGAUGCCGGCAGCUGAGCCCGGUGGAGAGCUGCGGAUGCUUCCUGUCUGAGCCGCCCUGCUCUGGAUGGUUCCUGCCGCCCUGAGCCAUUCUGGGGGCCAGGCCUCAUCCUUGCAAGGCCCAGGGCCCAUUUUCAGGGUCUUACCUUCGGCACUGCUGCUCUGGGCAUGGCCGGGGGCAGGACAGGCACUUCUGCCCCUCGAGGCUCCCACCUUGGCUCCACCCCGCCCCCAGGAGAGGAUGACCCCAGUGGCAGAGCCAUACCACCCUGCCUUCCUGGCGCCAGAGCCCCUCGCAGAGCAAAGCGGUCUGCAGGCGGGAUAUUCUGAGGUCCCGUGGCUGUGCCCAUCUGCCUGCACCCUGGGGCUCUUGGAAGUGUGGAGUGGAGGGGUGGAUUGGAUGAAACAAAGAUCUGUUACUUGAGCAGAAACUCGCUG